CCGCGUCCGUCCGCAGGCCUCCGCGCGCUCUUCCGGCCAUUCAUACGCCUAGUCGGUGGGUCUUGGGAGCCUGAAUUCCGCGUGCAGUCGGACCAGGAGGGAGGCUGCGCCGCUAGGAUGAAGCUCGUGAGAUUUUUGAUGAAAUUGAGUCAUGAAACUGUAACCAUUGAAUUGAAGAAUGGAACACAAGUUCAUGGGACAAUCACAGGUGUAGAUGUCAGCAUGAAUACGCAUCUUAAAGCCGUGAAAAUGACCCUGAAGAACAGAGAGCCUGUACAGUUGGAAACCCUGAGUAUUCGAGGCAAUAACAUUCGGUACUUUAUUCUACCAGACAGCUUACCUCUGGAUACACUACUUGUGGAUGUUGAACCUAAGUUGCAGGAAGAGGUCGAGGCCGAGGCAGAGGAAGAGGACGUGGUCGCGGCAGAGGAAGAGGGGGUCCUAGGCGAUAAUGUCACUCAAGAUUACUGUUUCAAAGUGAUAAGGAAUUGGGGAUGGUUUUUGUACAGGUUUUGUUUGUUUGUCAGUUUUUAAUAAACAUAAGUAUGGGGACAGAGUUGUCUGCUGAUUAUCAAGCAAAAGUUUCAGUAUUAACUGUGUAGUCACAUAGUAUGUUCAGUUCUGUGGGUUGGUCACAUUGCACAUGCAUUCAACAUGGGUUUGAUUUCUUUUUUUCCUGUUUUGUUUUGUUUUUUGAGACAGGUUUCCUGGACUCGCUUUGUAAGACCAGGCUGGCAUUGAACUCACAGAGAUCUGCCUGCCUCCCAAGUGCUGGGAUUACAGGUGUGUGCCAUCACAUCUGGCUGUGAAAAAAAAAUUUUAAUGGUGAAUUUUAUUCUAUCAUGCGUGUGCACGCACAUACAUACACACCGUCUCCGUCCCCACUCCUGUCCCGUGGAUUCCACCCUGAGGAAUUCAGCUGAAGGUCAAGAAAGUUGUGUUUCGGGUUUAGACAUAUUCUGAAUAGUUAGCACUUUAUACUCUUGCAAAGGACCCAGCACUCUCAUAGGGUGACUUGAAACUGUGUAACUUAAGCUUGAAGGGAUCUGAUGCUCUCUUCUGCUUUCAGGCAUACCACACACACACACAAUUUUUAAAAGUGUGUCAUGUAUGUUUUGGCACAUGUCUGUGUACCUAGCACUGAAGAGGCUAAGAUGGCAGUUGAAGGCCAUCUGCUAUGAGGCAGGUUCACAGCCAUAUGCAUUGCAUUGUACAUGAUGGAUAGACUGUAGCCCAGUGGUAAAUCAAGUGCUUAGUACACAGAAGGAUUCAGUACUCAGCACAGAAUAUGCAUGAGAGGAUGUGUACAGAGCCUGAUGCCUGAUGGGGUUAGAUACUAGGCCAAAGGUCAACCAGCAGUAUAAAAACCAAUGCAUAUCCCCCAGCCCCAAUUUUUCUGUGUUCUUUUUGACUCUGGGCAUUACUGUGUAGCUCAGGCUGCCUCUGACCUAACCUACCUCACCUACAUGCUGGGUUAGCAGAAAUAAUGCAAGUAUGCCCAGCCUUCGUAACUUUUUAAAUUAAGAUACCUGGGGAGGGGGGCUAUAGAGAUGGCCCAGAGGUUAAGAGCACUGGUUGCUCUUCCAGAGGUCCUGAGUUCAAUUCCCAGCAACCAUAUGUGAGAUCUGGUGCCCUCUUCUGGAAUGCAGGUGUACAUGCAAGCAGAACUUUGUAUACAUAGUAAAUCUUAAAAAGGGGUGGGGAAGCUGGAGAUGUAACUAAGUGGUAAGGUACUUUCCUGCAGUGAGCAAAUGUCAGUGUCUCACAGGGUAGCAGCCAGAGCCAGGUGUGAUUUUAAGUAAAAUGGUAAAAAGAUAUAUUUUAAAGCAUGUUUUGUUUUGAAAGUUUUAGUGUCAACCGUGUGGUGGUGGUGCACUCUUAAUCCCAGCACUUGGGGAGGCAGAGGUAGGUGCAUCUCUGAGUUUGAUGCCAGCCAGGUCUCCACAGAGAAAAAAGCUUGUCUUGAAUGUUUGCAAUGUUCUAAAGACAGCUUAACAGGAAGAAGCUGCAGUGGGUACUUCUUGAGCUUAUUCCACUAGAAGCUAUCGUUUUAUUAUUUUUGUUUGGGUGAUGGUAGGUUUAUGUGGGUUUUUUUGUUUGAUUUUUGCUGUUUUGAGACAGAAUUUCUCUGUGUAACCCUACCUGUCCUGGAACUCACUUUGUAGACCAAGCUGGACUUGAGCUCAGGGAUCCUCCUGCCUUUGCCUCACAAGUGCUGGACUCAAAGGUGUACACCACCACACUCAGCUGUGAAAAGGUUUAAGCUGGCUUAAACUCUACAGCACAAUAGAAAAUUAGUUGAAGCUCUUGAGUUUGAGGCCAGCCUGGUCUAUAAAGCGAGUCUAGGACAGCCAAGGCUGAACAAAGAAACCCUGUCUCAAAAAACAAGUUGGAUUUUUAACUCAAAUCCUUUGUUUACCCACAAAAGCAGUGUGUAGGAUCUUAGUUUUAAUUACUUUUGCAAACACUAUGUGGUGGAAGUUGUGGUUUCUUUGAAAUGCUAUGUAAAUGUUUUGGUUUUAAUCUCAGUGGGGUAUGGAACUGCCUUAGUUUGUCUACAGUGACCGAGAGAGGGGCGUGGUCGUUGCCAGCUGAAGGUAGUGGAAUUCUGAGGACUCUAGGAGAGAUCGAUACCAGGGCCCAGGGAGAGAAAGAGACUUCAAGGAGAUGGACAGAGGAGGAAGAAGGCUGCCUGUUGGUCCUGCUGCACCUGCUGUUUGCGGCUGCGGCUGCUAGAUGUCCUGACGACUGAGAUUGGCAUUUCCCCAAAGCACUCAUCCACCCUAACCAGCCAGAACUACGUCUAAAGAGGUCUGCGGCUCUUCCUUCUAAUCUUCAUCGCUUGUACCUAGGGUUGGGGGAGUUGGAAGGGAGGUAGAGGCUUAAAGAACCCCAAAUAAACAGGACAGAACUAUCUAUACCUAGUGGCCACUGGAUUACAAACUGAAGUGCCAAAGAAAAGUGUCUCUAAAUAGACCAUGUAAGGACAUUAUACAAAACAGGCACUUUGUAAGCCUCGGCUAGGAAGGUGCAAGUCAGGUGAUAGAUUUCACUGCUCUGUACACACCCAUGUGACUGAAAAUACUUAUUUUGGGUUUAGCAAGCAGAUUACUUUUUUACAGAGACUGAAUAAUUAACACUCACCAUACUUAACAUUUCGAUAGGAUUAUAGCUAAAUAACUGGGUGUGCUGUCAUCUGCCUAUAAUUCUAGCACCCUGAGCAAAGCACAGUAAGACCCUGUCUUCAAAGCAGAAUGUAAAUUGAAUUUCUAAGUGAUGGAUGUGUAGCUCAGUGGUGGAGAAUGUGCCAGACAUACACAAGCCCUUGGUCCAAAGCAAGCAGUACCAACAAAAAGAACCCCAAAGCUUGUACUGGUUAGAGUUGUCUGAGAGGAAGGAGCCUCCAUGAGGAAACGACUCCACAAGAUCCAGCUCUAAGACAUUUUCCAAUUAGUCAUCAGUGGGGCAGGGCCCAGCCCAUUGUGGGUGGUGCCAUCCCUGGGCUGGUGGUCCUGGAUUCUAUAAAAAAGUAAGCCAGUAAGCAGCACCGUCCAUGGCCUGCUUGAGUUCCUGUCCCACCUUCCUACAAUAAUGAACAGCAAUAUGGAAGUAUAAGCUAAAUAAAUCCUUUUCUCUCUAACUUGCUUUUUGAUCAUGUGUUUCAUGCAUUAAAAACCCAAACUAAGAAAA
Molecule: messenger RNA, 3690 nt
Organism: Meriones unguiculatus (Mongolian gerbil)
Lineage: Eukaryota; Metazoa; Chordata; Mammalia; Rodentia; Muridae
Gene: Snrpd1
Product: small nuclear ribonucleoprotein D1 polypeptide
Exons: 4
Coding region: 118-534 (138 amino acids)
Biological process (GO): RNA processing; spliceosomal snRNP assembly
Cellular component (GO): pICln-Sm protein complex; commitment complex; catalytic step 2 spliceosome
Molecular function (GO): RNA binding
Source: RefSeq, a predicted model, not a curated record